AUGAAAGUCUUUGCCUUUGCAGUUUUAAGUACAAUACCAUAUGUUUCCUUAAAAAAAAUUAACACAUUUGAAUCAAAAAAGAACUUAAGUUUACUCAACUUAAAAAAUUACAAUCCAUUAAUAUACCCUAAAUUAACUAGUCUGUUAUCAAAGCGCUCACUAGCUUCAUCUGUAUGGUCUGUUAUUUUAAAAGACCAUAUUUCUUUAUAUAGUCUUAUUUUAGGAACUUCUGUUAAUACUGAAGAAAGAUGUAAAUCAUUUCUAAAAGAAUUAUGUAAAGAUGUCCUAAGAAAGCUUCCAGGAGGGAGUUUUAGUACUAGACUAUUAACAAUGUGUGGACCGAAUAAUAUACUUACUUAUUGUUAUGGCCUAAUGACUAAAAAGGGUGAUAUUGGAAAAUCUCUACUUGAAAAAUGUAAUGGUAUAAAAACAAAACUUGAAAAUUUUUUAAACAAAAAAUCAUCUGGGAAAAAAGACAACAAAAGAUUGGAAGUUGAAGACUGUGAAAAUUACCAAACAUUAUGUAACAUUUUUCAUGGAAUUUGUUAUGAUUUCAUUGACGAUUUAUGUUUUAAAUUUGCAGAAAGAUGUUAUACAAAAUUUCGUGAAAACUACAAAAAUAAUAUUUUAUUGAAAAUAGUAAAUACUAGUUUUGAAAAACAUCAGAAUUGUGUUGAAAAUAUUCUUAAAAAAUGUCAUUGUGUAACAUCUUUCGGUCCAGAAUUUACAGAAUCAUGUUUUUCAGUAAACGAAACAUGUCAAAAUUAUAUUAAAAAUGCUAAGCAAAUUUGUCCAUAUUUGAGCUCUUAUAUUGAAGAUGUCUUCUCAGGAAAGCCAUUGUAUAUAAUAGGUUAUAAAGAAUCAUUAUCAAGAAAUAAAUGUUCAUUACUUAGCGUAUGUAAUUACUAUUUAUCUCUCUGUGAUAAACAAACAGUAAAAAAUUAUUGCAAAAUUAUAGAAAAAGAAUGCUCUACAAAAAGUGAUUCUGAUAUGUACUUCAUAAAACAACUAGAAUUAGGUGAUUGCGAGUUAACAUUUAAAGGCAUAAAUCUGACUUUGUUUUUUUCUGGGGAGAAACUAGACGGUGUUUUAUCUCCUCAUAAAAUUCCAUUUCUUACUCCUCUUCUAAUUUAUAUAUCUUCCAUACAAGAAGCUAACUCUAGUUUAGAGAAGAAAUGUAAAAUGUUUCUUGAAAAUGGAUGUAUUUCUCAUAAGGGCCCAUUUCCUAAUCUUGAUAAAUAUUGUAAAGAUAACUAUACUGACGAAUGUAAUAAAAUGGAUGAUAGAGUAAAAGAAUCAUGCAAAAAUUUAAAUAAAACACUUUGGGAUUUAGGACUUACUUCACAAAAUUUUUGGCAUAUACUAUGGAAUGGCACAAACAAUAUAACUAUGCCUCAGUGCCAAGUAUUUACCGAAGGCUGUACUUAUUUUAAUCAUACUUGUAAUGGUAUUCAAGAAUUAUGCAAAAAUCUACAAACUUUAUGUUAUGGUCUAGGCAUAAAAAGAUAUAACUUAAAUGAUUUUUGGCAGAAACUCCAAGAAAAAUUACCAUCUGGUCAUUUUAAUAUUUUUAAUCAGCAAGAGUUAUCUGAUAGUUCUAACUUAUAUAGAUACAUUUCAGAACUAUGUGCUAACUAUGGAGAAGAUAAUGAAAUAUUAUUUAAAUGGUGUUUAUACCCCACACCCACCCAAAUAACUUCUAUUACUAACCUUUUUGAGAAAUUAAUUCACAAUUUUUUAUCAAGAUACAAUGAUUUAGAGAGAGACUUUAACUAUACUAUAGACGAGCAACCCUCUUUAGCGGAAUGUGCAUAUUAUGUUUCAGAAUGUAACGGUUUAUCUGGUCUUUUUAAAGAUCUUAGUCAUAACUGUACGACAUUAAAAAAUAUAUGUAUUAAAAGUAUUGGUGACGGAUUUGGAAAAUUUUAA
This is a messenger RNA of Pneumocystis jirovecii RU7, 1929 nucleotides long. RefSeq lists its product as uncharacterized. The record is from RefSeq and is a predicted model, not a curated record. The transcript is spliced from 2 exons. Lineage: Eukaryota; Fungi; Ascomycota; Pneumocystomycetes; Pneumocystales; Pneumocystaceae. Bases 1 to 1929 code for a protein of 642 amino acids.